Molecule: messenger RNA, 1446 nt
Organism: Polistes canadensis
Lineage: Eukaryota; Metazoa; Arthropoda; Insecta; Hymenoptera; Vespidae
Product: ribosomal L1 domain-containing protein CG13096-like
Exons: 3
Coding region: 86-1366 (426 amino acids)
Source: RefSeq, a predicted model, not a curated record
AAUAUGUGAAUCGUUUGGUACAACGUUCUUUCGUUCCUCGUUCUUUGCCAUAGGAAGAUUGAAAGGAGACCACGUGUGCUUGAAUAUGGAAUCGUUAAAACAUGUAACAAAAAAGAGAAAAGCUUUAAAUGAUGAUGUAAGUAACAUAUUCGAAGACAAAAUAAAAGAGAGAUUAAAUUCAAAAUGUAUAGAAAACAAUAAAAAAAUCAAAUUUGAUUCGGUUAAAAAAAAAAAGAAAUUUACCGGAAAUAGUGAAAUAAUACAAAAUAACACUGAGAAUGCAAAAGAAAAAAGAAAAUCUCUUCCUGAAAUGAAGAAAGCUAAAAAAUUAAAACUUAAUUCUGAUACUACUAUUAAAAAGCAGAAAGCAAUUAUUAUAGAAGAUAUCGAAGUAAAAAGUAAUGGCGAUGAUAUUAAUCUCAAAGAUUUAUCAAAGGAGCAUAUACAACAGUGUAUUUUAGCUAUUUUUCAUCUAACAAAAGAACAAUUAAAAGAUACAAAUGUAUUAUUUUCUGAUGAAUAUCAGCCGAUAUUUAUGCAGGUUACUUGUAUCAGGAUACCACAAGUACCAAGAAGACAAGUAAGAAUUUUAUUACCUAAUUCUGUAGUAUCAUCAGAAGAUGAUAUCGCACUCAUUGUAUGUGAUCUGGAAAAAGGUAGAAGAAAGGAUUAUGAACCAACAGUAAAUUAUUAUAAAGAGUUACUUGAAAAAUGUGGAUGUACAAAAAUCAAAGACAUUAUACCCAUGAAUCAACUUAAGACUGAAUAUGAUCAAUAUGAAUUAAAAAGAAAACUCGUUGCAAGCUACGAUCACUUUUUAGUAGAUGGAAGAAUUGCUGGACACGUAUCGCAUUUAUUAGGAAAAAUAUUUUACAAUAAACGUAAACUUCCAACUUCCGUCAAAAUGGAUAAGAAAGAUUUAAAAAGUGAAAUUGAUUAUGCGCUAAGAAAAACAUCCAUGCGAUUACAUUCUUUGGCUGAUACUCAUGUAAUACAAGUAGCAAAUACCUCUAUGAAAAAGAAACAUAUUUUAGAUAAUGUUCUUGCUGUUUGUAACCAGUUGACCAAAACUUAUCCUGGUGGUUGGUCAAAUAUUCGUGCUAUUCGAUUAAAAACUCCUAUUGGUCUAGGAUUUCCUAUAUACAUGACAUUGAAAAAUAAGAAUACUGUAUAUAUUCCUGUUGUUAAACCUAAAAGACCAAAAGCAUAUUGUAAUGUUGAGGGAGAACUUACGACUUUAUCUAGCAAUGCCAAUGUCGUAGUUACUCCUGAGGGUAAUGUUAUAGUCAAGAAAACAUCUUCAAAGGAAUUUGAGGAUAAAAAAAGAAAAAACAAAGAAGAGGAAAGUAUAGAAAAUAAUAAGUAAUUUUAUAUUUUUAGAAUAUUAUUUAUUAAUUCUAAGAACAAAUUGUUAUUGAUUAUAUUACUCUAAGUAUAAAUACAUGC